AUGUCGUUUAUUUAUAGGAAGGCUGCACAAAUGUUGAUGAAAUGUUCUAAAGGAGAUGGAAUAAAGGAUGUUCUAUUUAAAAAAGAAGAUAAAUCUAUAAAAAAGAUAUAUUUCAUUGUGCAUAAAUCGAUGGAAGACUUGGAUAUAUUUAACAAAAUUUACAACAGUUAUUUGUCAAAAAUAUGUAAAAACAAAUACCUUGGAAUUGUUCUUUUGUGUGUGUUAAUACACCGAAAAAAAAUUGACGGAGGAGGGGAAUUAAAAAGAGAGAUUUUAAAAAAAGAAAAAGAAAUAUUUCAACUUUAUAAUAAUUUAAAAAGUAGUAAUGAUGCUAAAAUAAAUAUAUUAACAAAAUAUUUUAUAAUAUAUUUGAAUGAUAAUCCAAAUAUAGUGAAUGAAAUAAAAACAUUGCUACCUAUAGAAAAUGAUGAGGAUGUUGAAAAUUUAUAUAAAAUAUGUACAACCAAGGUAAAAAAUUUAAUAGAUAGUAUAUAUUAUAAAAAUAAUAAAAUAAGAAUAUUAGAUAAAUCAUCUGGUUUAGUUGUUAAGUCAGCGAAUAUACAAAAAGGUAUGACUAUUGUUGAUGUAUGUUCAUCACCUGGAAGUAAAGCAAUUCUAAGUUUACUUAAUUUGAAAAAUAAAGGAUAUUUAAUAUGUAUAGAAAAAAGUAAAACACGAUGCUAUACAUUAAUUCGAGAAAUCCUAAAAAAUAAUGAAUAUAUUGGUUAUUAUACUAAUGAGAAUAUGGAUGAAGAAGAUAAAAUAAAUAUAGAUAAAAAGGAUUUAUUUAUAAAUAAUGAAAAUAAUAUAUAUUAUAUUAAACAUAAAAAUAAUGAAUUAAUUAUAAAAAUAUAUAAUUGUGAUUUUUUAAAAUUAACUCAUAAGGAUUUUCAAGAAAUCGGGGAUAUAGAUGUUGUAUUUGUAGACCCUUCAUGUUCAUCUAGUGGAAUGCCUGAUUUUGUCCACAAGGAAAAUAUGCGUAAAGUAUUUUUACAAACUAAGCAGAUUGACAAUAAAAAAAAUGAACAAAGUGAACAAGAUGAGAAAUAUAAUAGUUACAACAUUUAUUCUGACAUAUCAGAGGAAAGAAUUCCAAAAGUUCCAAACACACUUAUAGAUAAAAUAAAAAAUUUAUCAGACUUUCAAAAAGAUAUAUUAAAUCAUGCAUUGGUAAAUAUAAAAACAGCUAAAACAUUUAUUUAUUCUACUUGUUCUUUUUUUGAAGAAGAAAAUGAACAAGUCAUAAAAAAUGUGCUAGAAAAAAAUUUAAACUUUUAUAUAGAAAAUGCUGGAACAGAUAAAUUUCUUUUUAAAAAUGGAAAAUAUGAAUUUUCUGAUAAAUGUGUCAGAACAUUUCCUAACCGAGACAAUUGUCGUGGCAUAUUCAUUUGUAAAAUGUGUAGAAAAUAA
This is a messenger RNA of Plasmodium vinckei vinckei, 1410 nucleotides long. Its product is annotated as rRNA (cytosine-C(5))-methyltransferase, putative. Gene Ontology annotation, molecular function: methyltransferase activity. Gene Ontology annotation, cellular component: nucleolus. The transcript has 2 exons. The record is from RefSeq and is a predicted model, not a curated record. Lineage: Eukaryota; Apicomplexa; Aconoidasida; Haemosporida; Plasmodiidae. Gene Ontology annotation, biological process: rRNA base methylation. Bases 1 to 1410 code for a protein of 469 amino acids.